CAUUAGCGGAUCAUCCGGAUACCGUCUUCCCCAGACUCCAAGAAUAUUGGCUUCAGUGGAGUAAAGAAAACCCUAAUAAAUAAAACACAGACUGUGCUACCCAGCCUCUCGGUUGGCCGAUGCCCCCCUCGGUGUGCGCGGUGCAUGCUGGGAGGUGUGGGUGAUGAUGCUGGUGCUGAUGCUGAAUCAGAGCUGGUGCUGAUGGAGGGAGGAGGAAGAGGAGGAACAUGGUGCAGCAUCACCCGGGCCAAAAACGCACUGUGGAAUAAUGAGAACAUACCAAACCUGCCACUGCCGGACGCUCGUGCUGCCAUUAAACCCCAGGUGAAUGGCAGGUUGGGGUGAAUAUCUGGACGGCCGAUGCAGCGUGUAGGAGUCCACUGUGACGAAAACAUGAACGGUGCCGGAGAGCAGGUGGACAUCCUGCCCCAGAACUGCAUGGUGAAGGAGCGCUGGAAAGUGCUGAAGAAGAUCGGGGGCGGUGGAUUCGGUGAGAUCUACGAGGCGCUGGACCUGCUUAACCGUGAGAACGUGGCACUGAAGGUGGAGUCGGCACAGCAGCCCAAACAAGUGCUGAAGAUGGAGGUGGCGGUGCUGAAGAAACUGCAGGGUAAAAAUCACGUGUGUAAAUUUAUCGGCUGUGGCAGAAAUGAGAAGUUUAACUACGUGGUGAUGCAGCUUCAGGGGAGGAACCUGGCCGAUUUGAGACGCAGCCAGCCCCGGGGAACCUUCUCCAUGAGCACCACUCUGCGGCUGGGGAAGCAAAUCCUGGAGUCCAUCGAGGCCAUUCACUCAGUGGGGUUCCUGCACCGAGACAUCAAACCCUCGAAUUUCGCCAUGGGUCGCCUGCCGUCCACCUACAGGAAGUGUUACAUGCUGGACUUUGGUCUCGCUCGCCAAUACACCAACACUAACGGAGAAGUUCGACCUCCCCGGACGGUGGCGGGUUUUCGUGGAACUGUGCGCUACGCUUCGGUCAAUGCGCACAAAAACAAGGAGAUGGGACGUCACGAUGAUUUGUGGUCGCUGUUCUACAUGCUGGUGGAGUUCACGGUGGGACAGUUACCCUGGAGGAAAAUCAAAGACAAGGAGCAGGUGGGUCAGAUUAAGGAGCGCUACGAGCACAAGAUGCUGCUGAAACACAUGCCGUCGGAUUUCUACAUCUUUCUGGACCACGUGGUCAGCCUGGAUUAUUACACCAAACCUGAUUACCAGCUGCUGAUGUCUGUAUUUGAGAACAGCAUGAAGGAGAGAGUGAUCACGGAGAACGAGCCCUUCGACUGGGAGAAGACCGGGACAGAUCUGUCCUCCAACAGCAUACCCACGCCCCCUCAGCAGAACACUCGCCAAACCGCCGCCAUCGUCGGUGUGGUGAACGCCACAUCGAUCCCCGGUGAGAUACUGAGAGAAAACACGGACGACGUUCUCCAGGACGAGCACCUGAGCGAUCAGGAGAACGCUCCGCCUGUGCCGUCACCCGCGAGGCCCGGCGAAGUUGCACUAGCACCCCCCGCUGGAGAGGUGUGGGACGACACCGACUUCAACCGCAACAAACUCAGGAUCAGUAUCAGCAAGACCCAGCUCGCGGCAGAAGAGGAGGAGCAAGCCGAAGGAGCCGAGCCCGUCUCUCCCAAAGCCGGCGGUCCAGAAGCCCCCGGGGCUCCGGGGCGGCCCCUCAGGUACAAACGACCCAACAGCCCCGAAUCCGAUCACUUGACCGGCGGAGACGUGAGGGUGGACGGCUACGACAGACGUUCCAGACUGGACAUGGUGGGUUCUCCGUCCCGUCUGGUCCUCUCAUCUCAGCCGGCGCAGAUGAUCUCGGUGGACGGACCCCACGACGCCCACAGUAACGCCUUCAUCCGCUCGGUGCCGCUGGCCGAGGAGGAGGACUUCGAGGGGCGCGAGUGGGUGAUGAUCGACAAGGAGACGGAGCUCCGAGACUUCCAGCCGACCACCUCGGGGACCACGGACGACGAGCCCGAGGAGCUCCGCCCGCUGGACGACCACGAGGACAGGAGGAGGAGGGGCGAGCGAGGAGAGCCGGCGGUCGUCCGGCCCAAGACGCACCGCGGGGCGAUGGGAGCUGGCGGAGAGGAGGACGGGGCGGGGCCGAGCCAUCGCAGGAGGGAGUCGGAGCCGUUCGGGCCCCCCAGACAGGACUUGAUAGACUUGGACUCAAGAGCCAAGCGAGUCGACUUCCUGUCCACGGUGCUCAUGUUCGACAGUCAGAGAGAACUAGACGGGGCCUCGCGGCGCGACGGGAGCGACGGGAGCCCUGAAUGCGCAGCCUCCACGUUGCUCGCUCCACCUCCUCGCGAUCAAGACCAGGAGGAGGCGUCCCGUACCUUGGUGCUAGUCUCCGCCGGGAACGGAGCCGUGUCUCCCGGGGACGGGCAGGGCACGCUGGGGGCGGUGACGCCGCAGGCUAACGACGAGCUGGAGCGCGGGACCCUGAUGUUCGUCCUCAGGCCGAGCAUGGCCGCGACGGCGGCCGGGAGGUCCUCCUCGCCUCCGUUGGCGAAGGUGGAGCGGACGUUCGUGCACAUCGCCGAGACGACGCAUCGCAUAGUGAUGACGACAGGGAAGCAAACGCAGCGUGGAGAGAGGGAGGAGGAGCCGGCAGGGGAGGCCGUCGAGGAGCCGAAGGAGGAGACAGAGGAGGAGAGGAAGGACGGGAGCGUGGCUGAAGAAAAAGGGAGCAGUAAAGAGGAGAUCAUUUGGGAAAAGGCGCCCAAGGGAGAGGGAGAAGAUGGUCGAGAGCGAGAGGAGCAAGAGGAGGAAAAGAACGUGGUGGAUGAAGCGAAAAAAGAGAAAAGUACCGAGGACGAUGAAGACGUGGAAGUAGUAGACGAAGCGAUUCCAAACGAGAAGGAAAGACGUGAUCUGGAUGAGGACAAGGAGAAGGAGGUCGAUGAAGAUAAAGAAGCCUGCAGUCCUUCAGAAAAAGAUCAGGAGCCUGAACCUUCUCCUGAACCUUCUCCUGAGUCACAUGACGAGAGGCGAGAGAGUAAAGAAAGUCCGUCCACGGAACGUCAGGCGAACGACGAACCCGAACCGGUUCCUUCAGAGCAGCUCCAGAAUCGAGAAGGUUCUCCUCCGGCUGUGUUGGAAGUCGCGCCUCAGUCUCCGCAGCCGCGCCCACGGAGGCGCAGUCGAAUCCCGGUGCUCAUUUCAGAGGAGGAGACGGGAUCGGACCGGUCGUCGCAGACCAGCCCGAAGCAGUCGAGGACGCGUAAAAACCGUCAGCCUCAGCUAGCCCGUCUGGUCCUGGAGCGGAAACGGUCCACCCAGUCGACCACCGCCUCUGAGGAUGACACCCACCAAUCAGACGAGUCGGGCAGGCCGAGGGGAGGCGAGGGAUCGACGAGGAGCCGGAUUCCACGGCCGGUCACGCCGGUUAAGAGGCCUUUCAUCCAAUCAGGGAGUGAGCUGGUGCCUCACACUCAGAGAUCAGUCUCCUUUAUUCAGCCCAGUUCUGUCAACGCCGGGAUCCAAAAGUCAGCAAGCGCACACUCAAGCAUCCAUCAUCAGAAGCCCCGCCCACAGCUACGUACCUCCAAAACGCUCCCACCUCGCACCCCGCAACCAGCCGCGACGGGUCCCACUUCCUCUUCGGUUACCCGGACAGCUCUGCGCGGCGUCCCCAGAAACGCCGCCCCCCCGAACCCCCGUAGCGUCAGCAGCGCCGCUCGGAGUAACGCCGUCUCGCGUACUAACAGCCCCUCACCCCAGCGCUUCCGUCACGCCGACUCGCGCUCGCCGUCAGCGUCACAAACCAAAUUCAAACCCCAAGACUCGACCCUCAGGAGGGGCAAAGCGAACCCGCCGGCUGCACCGCCGAAGGGAAAGAGGGAGUCGGCCGAGGCGAAACCUAAAGGCAGAUAAUCACCGCACAUGUGAUUCCACGCUCUCCUCCCUCCGCCAGGACGGAAUUAUCCAUCACCCGAUUAUCUGUGCAGCAGGAUCCAAAACCUGGUCCACUACUACCAAAUUAUAUCGUCUUAUCAGCUAUAAAAUACAGAAUUUAACACAGUUGGUACCAAAUAAAUUCA
Trichomycterus rosablanca is the source of this 4055-nucleotide messenger RNA. RefSeq names its product tau tubulin kinase 1b (gene ttbk1b). The transcript has 16 exons. Gene Ontology annotation, biological process: peptidyl-tyrosine phosphorylation; signal transduction; peptidyl-serine phosphorylation. Bases 361 to 3888 code for a protein of 1175 amino acids. Gene Ontology annotation, molecular function: protein serine/threonine kinase activity; ATP binding. NCBI's taxonomy places the organism in Eukaryota, Metazoa, Chordata, Actinopteri, Siluriformes, Trichomycteridae. The record is from RefSeq and is a predicted model, not a curated record. Gene Ontology annotation, cellular component: nucleus; cytoplasm.